This is a messenger RNA of Spodoptera littoralis (African cotton leafworm), 864 nucleotides long. NCBI's taxonomy places the organism in Eukaryota, Metazoa, Arthropoda, Insecta, Lepidoptera, Noctuidae. The record is from the annotation of a GenBank genome assembly.
AUGGUAAUAGAGAAAGUUCAUGGUCUUCAUGCUACGGGGAUGAGUCUCCAUGAUCGGUUUUCGAUGUUGGCGAGCGCAGCACCGGAUCGUGUACUGCAGAGGAAAAGACGCGCUUCAGUAGGAUCCCUAAUAAGCCAAAAUUACAACUACAGCAACCGUCUGAUUGAGCAGGUCGCUCGCCGGUUGGAGAUGCAAGCUAAAAGGGUAGCACUAAGACAACGGCUAGGUUAUCAACAGUCAAACUUACGCCGAGUGGGCAGCGAUGGCAACCUAGCAGGACUAAGGAGGUCUAACAGUUUCGGUAAUCUCAGCCAACAGAGCAUCAAGAAUAGAGUGGCUUGGAGACAGUCUAAUAAUAAUCUUAGCAGAUCAGCUUCGUUCAGUAACCUGGCCAAUCUAGCAUGGCGCGCUCGACCAGCACGCGGGUUUCGCAAACGCGGCGGCGGCCAGAGAGCAUUACGGGGCAAGCUGAGGACUGGUCGUCAAGUAGGAAACCGUCAGGUUGGUCAGUUGAGGCAGCGGAAUGGUUUGCAACAGAACGGGCAACAGCGUCGCGGUUUCCAGCAACGCCGAGGAAUGCGUCGCCGUGGUGGACAGCAACAGAACGGGCAACGUCGUCAGCCACAACUACAGAAUGGCACUCACACACAGAACCAACAGCCGGCGACACACGGACAACGACCACAGACUGCACGACGCGGCCGCGCGAGAGGACGAGGUGGAAUCACACGCAGCCAGUCACAGAACCCCAUUUUAACCAAGGAGGAGUUAGAUGCACAACUGGACCAGUACAUGUCAUGCACUAAGGCAGCUUUAGACCAGGAGCUAGACAACUAUAUGAGAAACGCCAUGGAACUGGAGUGA